AUGCCGACUUAUGCCGGAGACAAUGGGCCAGCGUUCGUGAGCAGCGAAUACAAGGCGUUCCUAAAGCGGAACCGCAUCAAACAGCUCCUCAUUCCGCCGUACCACCCAGCAUCAAAUGGUGCCGCAGAAAGGGUGGUGCAGACUGUCAAGGCGAAGCUGAAGAAGAGCGUAGCGGGAGAUUUCAAAACGCAGAUAGCGAGGUUCCUGCUGCAUUAUCGUUCCCAACCGCAUGCUGUUACUGGGUUAUCACCAGCCGAACUCUUGGUCGGCAGGAAACUGAAAACUGCACUGGACUGCCUGCAGCCUAACCUACGAGAGAAUGUGGUGUACCAUCAACUGAAACAAAAAUUGUGGCAUGAUCAACACGCUCGAAACUCGCCGGAACCUGUUCCAGGCGACAGGGUUUUCGCCCGCAAUUUCAGACAGGGUCCUGCCUGGGUUCCUGCGGAAGUAACGGGAAAGAAGAGCGCAUCGUCUGCGGACCUCCGACUGGCUGAUGGCACUACCUGGCAUCGUCACUUGGGCCACAUGAGAGGUUCACACAGUCAUAUACUGUCUCCUGCAUCCACACCGAUAUCGCCACGUGGUCCAGAAGAUCCCCGUGCAGGCGCCACUUCAGAUCAGCCACAGCUUAGUCCAAGCUCAGAGGCGGACACCCGCCUCUGA
Molecule: messenger RNA, 666 nt
Organism: Ornithodoros turicata
Lineage: Eukaryota; Metazoa; Arthropoda; Arachnida; Ixodida; Argasidae
Exons: 2
Coding region: 1-666 (221 amino acids)
Biological process (GO): DNA integration
Molecular function (GO): nucleic acid binding
Source: RefSeq, a predicted model, not a curated record